Pyricularia grisea is the source of this 297-nucleotide messenger RNA. RefSeq lists its product as uncharacterized. Lineage: Eukaryota; Fungi; Ascomycota; Sordariomycetes; Magnaporthales; Pyriculariaceae. The transcript has a single exon. Bases 1 to 297 code for a protein of 98 amino acids. The record is from RefSeq and is a predicted model, not a curated record.
AUGUUCAGUCAGCUUCGCGAUUUCGGCUGUACCAAUUGGGAUGGGGCGAUGGGAGGUGGCUCCCGACCCGGCGUGGAAAGCCCGCCCCAGAAGGCUGUGGGUAACAUGAUCCUGGUCCCGAGAAUCCAGCACAAGAACCCUACCACUACUCGUGCUUCUGUUCUAUCCAUACAUUACUACGUAAAGGGUGGGUGUGAACGUAGGGUCGUUUUCCCUUAUUGUUGUCGACGUAGCGAGUCGAGCCGCCCAACCGAGCGAAUUCUGGUAGCUUGUGUCGAUAGAACGACCCCUCCUUGA